CCCCCAUGCCUCCCACAGUGCGGUCGUCCAGCCCAGACCACCCUCGACUCACUGGACUGGGGGAGAUUGAGUGAAGAUGGGGAGAGAGCUGGGGAGGAGAGAAUAGCUGUUUUGGAAUUUGAGCUGAGGAAGGCCAAGGAGACUAUACAAGGUCUUCGAGCUACCCUUACUACUGCCACAGAGCGACAGUUGACAACAACGACCACUGCCAGUCUAGCGCCCACCCCACCCCGUGGCUGGCAGGGGGCGGCUCUGGGGGGCGGGGCAGCAGGCCGGGGGAAGCGGGGGGAGGGGCGAGAGGUCCACCCCCGCCCCCCAUGAGAGAAGGAUGCUUAAUUUCUUGGUCAAUGAAUACCUCUCAUCUGCUUCCUACAAAUUGACAGCCAUUACCUUUGCGGAUGAGAAUGAUGAACAGGACUUUGAAUCUUGGGACAACGUAGGAAUCAACACCAGUCGCCCGCCAAGCUUGGUUCAACUGUUACGAAGAGGGUGGUGGAGGUGGUGGCGGUGGUGGCGGUGUUGGCAGCCCCCUCGACCCCAGCCACAGCACCACCACCACCGCGACACAGACUGUGGAGGCGGUGGAGGAGGUGGAGAGGUUGAGAAUAUUGGUGGAGGCACAGGAGAGAGAGCUCGAGAAACUGCGACACCAACUCACCACCACCCCCACAGCCACCGCAAGCACCCCAGCCGACAGAACGCAGGGGGAGGGGCAGCCGGCCCACCACCCAGAGCCCAACCAGCGUAGGGAGCCAAGUGGACACAGGUCGCGAGAGUCCAGAGGGAACGUCAGACAGCGAAGGGGCUGGUGGGGGGGGCAGCAGCGGUACAGGGGUGUCAGGAUUCGUAAUGGUUGCCCCGCCAGGCAGCCCCCACAGAGGAGGAAGCCCCAGAAUGCAGCCCCGAGGAGUCUGUCGAUGAUUUGCUGGCUGACGGUGCUGACGUGGGUGCUGACAGGGCCCAGAUCACCCCAGAUGACUCAAUAAGCGAUCAUUUAACUCAAAUAUUAGAGCCCCAGGGGGUGUCCGAGGUGGGGCAGGGGCCUGAGGGGGUGUCAGUGGAGUCCCCCAUCCCUGCGCCGUCCCCCGCCAAGCCCCCAGGUCAGCAGGGGGGCGGGGAGCUGGCUGGGCAGUGUCUGGACAGCAUGGUGGCUGAGGCUAGGAGGCUUCUAAGGACAAGCUCAAAGAGGAACACCCCUGCGGCCCUGGAGGAGCGAGUGCUGCAGGCGGGACUGAGGACGGCGGCAGGGCGGGGCGGGGCAAUGGUGGUGGAGGCGCUGGGUGGCUGGGGCGGGGGUGGACUUGGCGGGGGUGGUGGCCAGGACCCUGCCACGCAUUGCGCCCAACGUUAUACUGGCCAAGAGACAGGAGGUGGUGGCGCUGGUGGUGGCUGGGGCGGGGCAGGCGGGGGAGGCACAGCGGGAGGCGCUGGGUGGCACUGCUGUUCGGGCUGCUGCGGCGGCCUGACGAGGAGCAGCGGGGCGCGGUGCUGGCGGGGCUGGCGGCGCUGGCGCGGGUGCUGGGGCCCUCCCCGCCUGGAGGGUGAGCUGCUGCCUCACGUGUGGGGCCAGCUGGCGCACCGCCGGCCUGAGAGGCGCCUGCUGGUAGCGGAGGCCGUGGGGUGCCUGGCGCCGCACACACCCGCGGCGCUGCGGGACUCCCUGCUGCUGUCCGUGCUGCUGCAGAUGCUGGGGGGCGGCGCGGCGGGGGGAGAGCGUGACCCGCUGGUGCGUGAGGCUGCGCUGACCAGCCCUGGCGGUGGUGGCGGCCUUCCUGCAGGACUUGGACAAGCUGCCGCUGCUGCUGGACGCCGCCCUGCACAGCCUGGCCGCGCCGCGCCCCACCCCCGCCCCUGCGCCGCAGCCCACCGCCCCCUCCCCCGGCCUGCUGCUGCUGCUGGGGGCGCUGGGGGCCUGGGCUACGGAGGCGGGGCGGCUGCCGACCCUGCUGGACGCCCUGCUGGGGCUGCUGGAGGGGCAGGUGGCCGGGGCGGGGCAGGGCGGGGCAGACGUGGCCUGCACGGUGCGGGCGGUGGCUGAGGUGCUGCCUCACCUGCUGGUGGGCUUGCUGGCCUCCGUCCCGCCCGGCUCCGAGGCAGGCCAGGAGGACGCCAGCCCUGACUCGCCCCUGGCAGCCCCGCCCCUGGACACCCUGCCGCCGUGCCCCGCACUGGUGGCGCUGGAGGAGCUGUGGGGCGGCCCCCGGCAGUGCGGGGGCGGCGCUGGCCGGCCUGCACGCCGUGCUGGGGCGGGAGUGGCUGCCGCCGUGGCCGCUGCUGGAGCACGUGCGGGGCGCGGUGCUGCCCCGCCUGUGUGGGGCGCUGGCGGGGCUGCAGGCGUGGCCGGGGCCAGCGCUGGACGCCUUCCUGUGGGUGUUCUCUCAGCUGCCGGCCUGCCUGGGCCCCGCGCUCACCGCCAACACCCUCAUCCCGCUCUUCCUGGCACACCUGGACGGGGCGGACCCCGAGGCGGUGCGGGGCGGCCACACGGGGCCUGACGGGGCCCGUGUCGGUGGUGUACGUGGCGGCCGUGCUGGGGCGCGGCGGGGCUGGGGCGCCGGGGGAGGUGGAGGGCUUCCUGGCGCGACAGAUCAGCAUCCUGGGGCUGUGCGGGGCGCCGCUGCACGCGCCGCUGCUGUGUGUGGCCACACUGAUGGCCGUGCCGCGCCACACAGAGGCCGUGCUGGGGGCGCUGUGGGGCGCUGUGGUGCACCGCGCCCCCGCAGUGCGUGCCGCCGCCGCCACACUGUGGGGCGCCGCCGUGGGAGGCGUGCCGGACGCCGCGCUGGGCGCCAGGCUGGUGCCGGCACUCGUCACCCUCGCCUCAGACCAGGACGUCAGGGUGAAGGCCGCCACCCUCACCCCCCUCGCCACCACCCUCACCGCAACCACCGCCCCGGAGGUGGUGGACAAGGUGUGGCUGCAGCUGGAGACUCUAGCAGACGACAGCAGCGUGUGUGACCAGAAGGAGUUCCAGCUGGCCCUGGCACACACCUGCACUCACCUGGCGCACACUGCUCACCCACGCCUCAUCCACCAGUUUCUCCUGCCCCGUAUGUGCCACAUAGCCACGGGUGGGGGGCCAGGGAGCAGCGGGGGCCCUGGGGUGGGGGAGGAGGUGGGGGCAGCCCUGCUAGAAGCUUAUUCGGCCCUCACCUGCUGUCUGCUGCCCGAUCAUGUCAUUGCACACCUGGUCCUGCCCCCUCUUAUGCAGCUGCAGAAGUGGCUUGGUGGAAGUUCAUUUAACCACAUGGAGACAAUCACAGAUCUUAUAAGGGAAUAUUCGCUAAGGACGGAAUCUGCUGCCGCUGCUGUGCCCGAGAGGCAAGACAACCCAAAGGAGAUGGAGAGAGAGAGAGAAACAAACAAACAAACAAACAAACAUUAAUUAACAUUCACGCAAGACCUCUCUCUCUCUAAGUGGAGGCCUCCCCACCCCCCCCGAAUGUGGAGGAGGUGAGGACUAAGGUAAGCAAAAUGUUCUCCACUCGUCCCUCCUCCUCCUUUCCUCCUCCUCCUCCACCUCCUCCACCUCCUCCUCCUCCACUAGCCUCCACGCACGGGCACAGGCCAUCAACGCCUCUCUCCCAGGGGUUCCUGAAGAAGAAGUGAGGAGGAGGAGGAGGAGGAGGAGAGGAGGAGGUGGAUCUAAGUGCCUGUGGGUGGAAGAGGAGGAGAAUGAAGAUGACAAGAGGAAGGAAGGAGGGAAGGAAGAAGAGGAAGAAGAAGAGGAGGAGAGGGUUUAAGUGCCUACAGUGGAAGAAGAGGAAGAGGAGGAGGAGGAGGAGGAAGAUUAAGUGCCUGUAGAGGAAGAGAGGAGGAAGAAGAGGACCAGAUGAAGAGGAAGAAGAGGAGGAAGAAGAGGAAGAGAGGAAGAAUUAGUGCCUGCUGAGGAAGAAGAGGAGGAGGAGGAGGAGGAGGAGGAAGAAAGACAAUUAUAAAUAUAUUUUGAGAGAAAUAAUGAUAAUAAUAAUAAUAAUAAUAAUAAUAAUAAUAAUAAUAAUAAUAAUAAUAAUUCAAUAACAUUCCUUUAGCUUUUAAAAAUAAAUAUAAACUGUUAUUAUUAUGAUUAUUAUUAUUAUUAUUAUUAUUAUUAUUAUUAUUAUAUAUUUGGUUGUUUCAAAUUACUGUAAAUAUUUUGUUGUGUCAUUCCUUUAAGCAAUUACUGAGUUAAAAGAAAAUAAUUAUAUAUAGAUUUUUGGUAAUGAAUUUGUGAUAUUUUUCAUUAUUAGGAUUAAGAAAAGGAAUUUAUUUUGUGUAUAUUGAAGGUUUUGGUGUAAUUAUUAUUAUUAUUAUUAUUAUUAUUAUUAUUAUUAUUAUUAUUAUUAUUGUUGUUGUUGUUGUUUUGUUUUUAUAUUGUUCUUUCUAUUCUUUUCUUCAUCCUCCUCCUCCUCUUCUUCUUCUUCUUCUUCUUCUUCUUCUUCUUCUUCUUCUUCUCUCUCUUUCUCUUCCUCUUCCCCUUUUUUUUCUUCCUCCUCCUCCUCUUCCUCCUUUUUCUUCUCUCCUAUCUCUCUCUCUCUCAUCUCUUCCUCCUCCUCUGUUCCUCUUUCUCCUCCUCCUCUUCCUGUUCCUCUUCCUCCUCCUCCUCCUCUUCUGUUCCUCUUCCUCCUCCUCCUCUACUGUUCUGCUUUCUCCUCCUCCUCUUUCAUCUCUUCCUUUUCCUCCUCCUCCUCCUCUUUCAUCUCUUCCUUUUCCUCCUCCUCCUCCUCUUUCAUCUCUUCCUUUUCCUCCUCCUCCUCCUCUUUCAUCUCUUCCUUUUCCUCCUCCUCCUCCUCUUUCAUCUCUUCAUUUUCCUCCUCCUCCUCCUCUUUCAUCUCUUCCUCCUUCCUUCCCCUUUCCUCUCUAUCUCUCUGUUCCUCCUCCUCCUCCUCCUCCUCCUC
This is a messenger RNA of Scylla paramamosain (green mud crab), 4877 nucleotides long. Its product is annotated as RAB11-binding protein RELCH homolog. Lineage: Eukaryota; Metazoa; Arthropoda; Malacostraca; Decapoda; Portunidae. Gene Ontology annotation, cellular component: recycling endosome; trans-Golgi network. The transcript is spliced from 11 exons. The record is from RefSeq and is a predicted model, not a curated record. The coding region runs from base 2651 to 3385 and encodes 244 amino acids. Gene Ontology annotation, biological process: intracellular cholesterol transport.